GGAGUACCUAGGUACCUAGGUAGAUAGUAUAAUUUGAUCUUUUUCUUUUUAGAAAAUGAAGAACCCAUUCUUAGACCAUUGCGACCCAUACUACAAAGUAUGCCUCAAAACAAGUGUCUUGCCGUCAUGGAGACAAGCACCUAAUUAUGCAAUGAUAAGCAUAAAUAAGUUCUCUAAACCCGAAUCAUAAAGCAAUAUAGGUAGGAAGCAUAACUCCAACGGCAUUCGGUGUUAUGAUACUUCGCGAUGAUAUGACUUUACAACAACUCAUUGACCUAGAAAUAGUAUCAGAACAUAUCAGAUAAUUAGUCAAUCCCGCACGAGCAAUCCGUUGAUGACAUAUCUAAGAGUGCGAAGCCGUAACGGAGUUAUGAAUAGGCGUGGGUUAUUGCAUGAUAUCGACUGCUAUUCGGCUUUCGCGCUUUCCGUAUUGCCGCAGUAUCUUCCCCUCCUUGCGUCGGCGUGGAUUAUCCAGUUAUGAUACCAAACAUAGAAAAGCAUUAAAAAACUCUCGUGUGAAUCGGGAUGGAGUAGUUGGGUAGCACCUAAAUGAGAGUAGAAAUCAACUCUUGCUCAUAAUUAAAUCGAUAAUUUCAAUCAUAAACUUAAACAACAUCUCCCAAAUUGGCCACGAAGACUGAACCAUGGCCGAAAACUCCUCCAAACAUCGUGUACUCAUCGUAGGUGCUGGAAUCGGCGGACUUGUACUAGCCCAAUGCCUGCGAAAGCAGAGCAUCCCGUUCGAUGUUUUUGAGAGAGACGAUGGACCUGCCGCGAGAUCUGGAUGGGCCAUCGGUAUACACACCCUUCUUGACGAAUUGGUUUCUUCUGUACCUAAUGACCUGCCACCAUUCGAAGAUUCGGUAAAUCAUUUGACACCCCUAAAUCUUCAGGUACAGUUGUCACUCUACCUUAAGGAUGGGCGUCGGGUGGUGCAGAGCACUCCCGAAUCACGCAUAGUCCGGGCGAACCGACUGCGCCUCCGAACAUGGCUUUCCGACAGAAUCCCGAUCCAAUGGGGAAAGAGACUUCUCAGAGUAGAAGAGGUCGACGACAAGGUUAAAUUGCACUUUGAAGAUGGUACGCAAGCCACUGGCGAUAUACUCGUUGGUGCUGAUGGAGUGAAUAGUGUCGUGCGAGAACACGUUCUUCGACGCCCGAAUAAAGAGACCCUUAAUACCAUCCCAGCGACGAUGAUUAUUGGCGAAACAACGUUGUCGGGUGAGCGUUUUGAGCGUCAAUUAUCUCUCGGUCACAGUUGCUAUGCGAAAAGUGCAGUUGAUGCUAGCUAUUUCCUCUUCGUGGGAUUGAGCCAGACGAGCCAGAAUGGAACCAACGGCCAGUACUACUGGUUCGUCGUUCGGAAGGACGACGAAGCCGGCAAGGAGGACCAUUGGCUUCGUUCAGCUUCACAGCUAGAAAAGCUAGAGCAUGCUCUCAAGUUAACUAGCCCCCUGGAUCCAAGAUUCACGGAAAUCAUCAGAGAAACCCCUGAAAGCGGGAUAUUGAAACAUUCUCAGGUACUCCGCGAUAUCGAGAUAGACGAAUUACCGACGGGUAGGAUCACGCUUCUAGGCGAUGCCGCACAUACGAUGACCCCUUUCCGCGGCGAGGGCGGCGUCCAUGCUAUUCGCGAUGCUCUCAAUCUUGGGAAGGCCUUAGGACAGCUCAAUUCCAACGAGUGUAGCGAGAUUAAGUCUCUUCUAGGUCUCUAUCAAGAAGAGAUGCUUGAACGAGGUGUCCUUGCUGUGAGAGGGUCUAGAAAUGCGCAGAAGGUCAACAGCGGAGAAGAUGGAGAUGCGCGUGUUUGGAAUCGGGCUCCGGUCGAGGCACCAGAGGAGAAUAUUUUACUCAAAGACUGUCUCCCAGGAUAUGUGUAUACUUGAGUUGAGAGGGCAUUUGGAAAUGGUACUAGGUACCUAGAUAAAGAUUAGGUGGGUAAAAAGUACUAGUAGUAAGUAGAUGGUAUAUAUUGACAUUGUUUUAUAUAAAAUAUUUAUCUAUUAUUCAC
Molecule: messenger RNA, 2011 nt
Organism: Annulohypoxylon maeteangense
Lineage: Eukaryota; Fungi; Ascomycota; Sordariomycetes; Xylariales; Hypoxylaceae
Product: putative monooxygenase
Exons: 5
Coding region: 645-1886 (413 amino acids)
Molecular function (GO): FAD binding
Source: RefSeq, a predicted model, not a curated record